Labeo rohita (rohu) is the source of this 2422-nucleotide messenger RNA. Its product is annotated as RPA-related protein RADX. Gene Ontology annotation, cellular component: replication fork. Bases 2 to 2416 code for a protein of 804 amino acids. The record is from RefSeq and is a predicted model, not a curated record. The transcript is spliced from 15 exons. Gene Ontology annotation, biological process: regulation of DNA repair. Gene Ontology annotation, molecular function: single-stranded DNA binding. NCBI's taxonomy places the organism in Eukaryota, Metazoa, Chordata, Actinopteri, Cypriniformes, Cyprinidae.
CAUGGCGGCGCUGUCAGCCAGCUCCUCUGAGUGCUGCACACUCAAAAAGACUCUAAACAGGUUAAUUUCCAACACGUCGGACUCCCCAAGAGCACGAACCCGCUCGGAACCGCUGUACGUGAUCUCUCUAGAGCGCUACGGCAGAGACGCGGACUUCGGGCUCCGUUUCCCGGACAGUAUCUCCAUGUCGGACAGUCUAUUUGACGCCACUAUCACGGAUGGAGACUGUAAAAUCCGCGUGUCUCUGGAUCCCGCUGUAAACAGACUCAUCAGCGUGAAUAAACUCCACUGCGGCUCCGUCAUACGGCACGUGGAGUUCAGCCGCGGGGAAGCCAGCGACGGAGACGGCGGGUCUUUUCAUGUGUGCAGUCUGGAGGUGGACAGACUCUCCGGCGGUGAUGCCGCUCUUCGGGCGCUCUCAUCCGUCAAUGUGAGGUCCAUUCCGUGGAUGGGAGCAGAGCCGAGCUCGGGUCCACUCAGAGCCCGCAGAAGCUCCUACUUGCCGCUGUGGAAUAAUCACGACUUCAAUGGAGAGGUGUGGCGGGACACGCCUCCCUCUGAACCCGACGCAGAGGACUCUGAGGAUGAGAUAGAUGAUAUCGGGUCGACGGUUUCACUUGCAGAAGUACGCAGACGUUUCUUGAGUGGAUCUCGGCGGUACCGGGGCGCUCUGUGUGUGCGAAUACUUCACAAAUCCAGACUGAUUUAUUAUGGGAAAGCAGAUCAGAAAUGUGAAUGUCCUUAUAAGGCAGAGUUGCAGGUCGGUGAUGGUUCAUCCAAUGCCUGUGUUGUGCUGUGGAACACAGUCUGUCUGGAAUGGUACCGAAUCUUACAUCCGGGUCAGGUUGUAAGAUUGUGUCGAUACAGAGUCAAGGAGAGUUACAGCAGCCGCACAGGACAAGAAACAGAGCCACACAUUGAGAUCAGUCUUAAUUCCAGGAAUCCCACUGCUCAGAUAACUAUCAUCCCUAAGAACCAGAUUUCUCCAGACUGGGUUUUACCAGACCUGCCUCAUUCAUUCAUCUGCGGACAGGAGCUUCCUAGUUGUCCACAAGGCCACAUCUGCGAUGUCAUUGGUGUUGUGAUCUUUGUUGGUCGACCAGAACGUGUCAGGAGGAAAGAUGGGCAAAGGUCAGAGGUCGAGGAGUAUCGUUGGCUUCAACUGGCAGACAGAACAUCAGACAAGCCAAUCAUGAUCAAGCUUUUCUCCACGUCACAACCUGACAUUCAAAGUCGCGUCUAUCCAAUGGCGUUGCUUGUCUGCACUAGGCUAAAGCUGAUCAGAAGUGCAGUUGACAGAGCUACAACUUUUGAAUAUCUCACCAACACAUCACUAACCCAGGUUUACUGCACAGGCACAGGGUCUCACCCCGUGAUGCCAUACAAAGGAAUACGGCCCAUCCGGCAGUUUCUCCACUGGCUGAAGCAGGUAGAUGAGAGCAGUCUGCUGGAAAGAGCUGUGAUUGGAGGAUAUUUCAGCUACCCACCACUUCCUGUUUCACUACAUAACUUCAUGGAAAACAGACAAGGGGAAGCUGGUCUCAUCAGUGGAGGAGAGAUGAAAUUAGAGUGUGAGAAGUUAAAUUAUAGAGAGAAACGACAGUUUGCUCUUCAGUGUGUCAUCACUGCAGCCUGCUACCAUCACAGAGAGGACAGUGGGCGAACACAGUAUUCAGAUCUUCCAUCAGCUCCACUCAGCCCUAGAGUGCGACGGCAAAGAGAGGGGUCUGAACCUCACAGGACUUCCGUGAAGCGGAAACUUUUCAGCAGUACUAGUCCUAGAAAGCGGUUGGCACCACCUCUGCAACCGCUUGCAACAGAGGAUGAUGGGGAGAGAGAUUUUUCCUUGUUUGAUGGUGCCAUGGAGUUUCUAGUUGGAGAACAGGAAGAUGACAGUAAUGAUGAAGAUGAUGACGAAGAGUUCUCAACGCUGCCCACUAGUCCCAUGACCUCCCGCCUGGGACUGACACGUGUUGCCAUUGAAACUUUGCCACGGGUUUUUUGUUAUGAGCGGCGACACAUCCAGGCUGUAGCUGUGGGGCUGCAGGUGAACAACUUUCACAAGCUCCUCCCACAGAGAGAGCUGGAGUCAUUUAGCCCCGCCUCCUGCUACACUGGAUACUUCACUCUUUCAGUGAAAGCUCUGUCAGAUGGAGUCAUGCUUGAUGUUCUUUUUCUGCCUGCUGCCCCGGGAAACUUGCACUGGAUGCCCCUCCCCCUGUCACACAAUAACUCCUGGGAGUCUAUCCUAUCACACGGAGGCUUUUCACCACAUGCCCCGCCCCCAAGCCCUGCUGACUUGAUCGCCACUGCAAAUCAGUUGACCAAUCAAAGACUGCUGUGUGUAUUAGAUGCAUGUGCACUAGGAGAAGAGAAGAUGGAACUGGUGCUAAACCGUGCAUUUCCUUUACGAUGACAGAAA